AUGGCCUCCUCACACCUGCCGCCUACCCCGGCCUCGUCGACGGAUAUUCGGGGCAAAGAGAAGCUUGUGCCUCUUGCUCCAGCUUUCACCCUCCCUCCCUCGGCCUAUGCCGAUGGCAGUGAUAGAGCCACCUCGUCACCUCUUUCAAGCCAUGGCUCCGACUCUUCGUACCACCCACAUUCGCCUGUGUCUCUGAAUAACAAUGGAAGACGCAAGUCUACUGCUGCUCAGUCAACCUUGGCCAAAGCAGACGACACAUUCGCUCUUCCUCCGCCGCCGACACGUAACCGCAAGAUCAUCCAGAUGAAGCCUAAGGCUGCUGCUGGUGAGAAGCAGCCAGACCCUGAGGUCGAGGCAGCCCCAGCAAAGGCCACUGGUGGUAGAAAGAAGGGCGCCAAUGCCAGCAGCACAGCCGCUAGCCGUAAGGUGGCUCGCAAGACAGCACACAGCUUGAUCGAGAGACGACGACGCUCCAAGAUGAACGAGGAGUUUGGCGUGCUGAAGGACAUGAUCCCUGCCUGUCAAGGUCAAGAGAUGCACAAGCUGGCGAUCCUUCAGGUCAGUCGCAAUACGCCCAUGCAUGGUCGAGACACGACACUAACCACCCUCCAANNGGCAAGCAUCGAAUACCUUCGCUACCUCGAGCGUUGCAUCACCGACCUCAAAGCCGACAACACAGCUGUGAGACAGGGCUCGAUAUCACAGCCCACCACUACUGCUGUUCCUACUCCACAGCCCGCUACUGUCGUCGAUGAGCCCAUGGAGCCUGAAGAAGACGACGAUCAAGAGAUGUCCGACACAAACCACUCCACCGGUGCCUCCACACCCAACGGCCCACUCCUCUCGCAUACGCAAUCUCGAGAAUCCAUCCCUUCUCUAGCUUCUCUACCAUCAAUGUCCCACUUCGGAUACAAGUCGCCUGCCAUCGCACCUUCUGAUGCCUCCUCCUCUCGACACUACAGCAUCUCUUCCACAUCUCAGCCUUCCUUCUCCCCUUACAUCCACUCACAACAAGCAUCGCCGUUCUUCCUGCCCACUGCAGGACUACAUGAACCUGCUCCAUUCGCACUCACAAGUCCUGCAUUGCGCGCUCAGGACUCGACCAUGCAUCAAAGACCACCAGUCGUGGGCGAAGACGCAAGAGUCCGCGAACGCAGAGAGAAGGACCUAGACCGAGAAGCAAUGGCUGCUCUCCUGAUGCUGAACUCCGACAGAAGAACCUACAAGGACAGAUCUGGCCGCGCUAUGAGUGUGCAAGAUCUGUUGAGCAACUGA
This is a messenger RNA of Aureobasidium uvarum, 1275 nucleotides long. The record is from the annotation of a GenBank genome assembly. Lineage: Eukaryota; Fungi; Ascomycota; Dothideomycetes; Dothideales; Saccotheciaceae.